AUGCCCAAAGCGGGAAAGAAAAGUAAGCGACAAGAUUUAACUUCAUUUAGUCUCAAGAAUAAUGCUCUUAGAAUUUUAAAUUUGUUACAAUCCCCAGCUACUCAUCAAAUCAUUAGUGCCUGUUCCGAAAAAAAGUUUCAAAAUCCUAACGUUCGAAUCAUUACAUGGAAUUUUAUCAUCGAGAGUGUAAUACAAGUUAUGAUAGCUGAACUUCAUUCAUACAGUAGUCGCGGAAGUGUAAAUGAGUCACGUUUAAAUAUCGAAUUUACUCCGUACCUUAAGAUUUUGCAAAUUAUUGCAUCACGCGGAUCUAAAGACAAAUUAUUCAAGUUCAUACAAAACUGUAAUCAAUCAAUCGGUCAAUCCAAAAGCAUAUUCGUUACAAAUCUCGGUUGGGUUUGUCAUUUAAUUCGAUGGUUACUCGUUAAUGUAUACACCAAUCAAUCUGAUUGGCAAGAAGUAGCCGUGAUUAUUGACCAGACGAUUCGCACUUUCCUAAACUUGGUAUUCAAUGAACAUCUAACCAGCUGUAUAUUUUCUACUAAUCUCGGAAUUAGCGACAGGACUAAAGAAACGGAUCCUUCUCAGCGUUAUGACGCUUUACAGUUUCAUUCCGGAGCAUGGACAAAGGAAUGGACAUGGGAUUCACUUUCUCUUGCUUCAUCUUUUACAACAAUUUUGAAUCCCUCAAGAUACAGUAAAUCUCUAGAUAUUGUUGGAGGAAACGCAGUGAAAUUUAUAGAGCAAAGCAAUGUUGAACAUCGGGCCCCGAGUGAUAUUGUCAAUGAAUUCUGUCAAGAACAAGUGGAGCGUGAUACUUCAGAAAAUCAGAGUGAAAGUAAAAGGGCCCGCUCUGAAGUUGGUUAUUCAGAUUCUGGGACAUUUGUCUCCAGAGGUUGCCUAUGGAAUACUCUGGUUAGCCUUACCAAUAACAAUACAAAAUUCAGUUGCUUAUGGUGGCUUGUUAUUGAUUGGAUUAUUCGACUUUUGUGGCAAAAUACUUUGGUCAUACGUUCUGAAGGCAAGAAAUAUGAGUUAUAUACUGAUAUUGAAGCUCUUCUCGAGAUAAUCUCAACUUCUGUAAAGAUUAAACGAAUGCCAUUAGCAAACGAAUGUUUGGUUACAAUGUUGCAUACACUUGUUGUUUUAUUGAAUUACGAAAUAUGUCAAGGGUUAAUUUCUCAUGUACUAUUGGAUAAUGCGUUGUCAUCUUAUAACGAAAUAUGGGAGUUUGCUAUUAGCUUAUUUGAACAAUGUUCUAUACAACGAAACCGUUUACAUGGUCGUAAACGUGAAGGUUCCAUGUCAGGUUAUCGGUUUUUGAAUCAUGAUCGAUUGAAUUCUACCAGAAACAAUCAUUUGAAAUGUGUGAAUGUAUCUAACAUUUGUUUGCGUAUAUUUACUUCGCUGAUGAAAUGUUUAGACUUAGACAGUAGUCAUUUGAACAGUUCACCAUGGCGUGUUCGGUUGAUUGUUUUAAGUAGUAAUUACUUAAAAUUACCGCAAAAUCUAAUUCCUUGUGAAUUCUUUGUCAAUGUACCAACUAUCCCUAAUGUUUUGCUAUUCAAUCCGGGCAUUCUUUUCCUGAUAUACAAUUAUACGAAAAUUUGGAAUGCUGAUGAUGAUGUUCCUGAAAACGACACAACAUUUAUGGAGGUGCCAACAGACAUGAGUAUUUUAUUAACUGGCAUUCUAUGGUCGUAUAAAAACUAUGUAAUGAAUGAAUAUACUCCUACUAUUCAUUCAUCUAAUCCAUGGUUUUAUACAGGAAGUAAUCACAAUCAACCAUUAUUCAGUAAUCAAGACCACAUAGAAGCAAUUGACUUUAUCAGAAAAACUAUAUCAGUUCACACUCGUCUAAAUGCAAAUUUACCUAUCACUGAUGAAAAUAUACCUAGUUUAGUUGUUCUCUUAACUACAGAGCUAUCAUUCAUUCAAUAUAAAUGUGGUUUGCUGAAAAAGAAUUGUGAAUAUGUUGAUGAAUUAUCAUCCUUUUAUUCAGUGAUUAUGAAGCGAGUUUUGAAGCAAACAUUAGAUAAUUUAAUAUCCAAUAAAUAUCAUUGGUGUGAUUCAGCUAAAACUGAUAAAUCCAACUUUUCUGUUCAACUCAAUGCUGAUGAUUUUAAUAAAGAAUUUAAAAAGUUCGAAAUGUUUGCUAAAUCUUUAGAAGUUUUAUUGGAAUUAUUAGCUUUUAGUACAGAUGAUUUAUUAUGGAUUUCAUCACCACAAUUGAAUCAGUUAGUACAUUUCUCAACUAGUUAUUCAACAAUUGAACAGUCGAUUUCUGAAAAUACAUUUCAACCAAUAGCUGUUUCUAGUCAAGUGAAGAAAACCAAUUUCGGAGAUGAAGAUUUUGAGGAUGCUGAUUCUUCUGUUACUGUUGAAGUAACAAAUAAUCAAGAUGAUUUAAAAGAAAUCUACUUACGUAGUAAUUUCUACCAAUCAGUAAAAUUUCAAAUUUUUAAUUCUUUGUUUUUAUUCAGUCUUCGACGUAAAAACAUAAACUUACUGAAACAAAUUUAUCAGUCAUUGCACGAUUCCAUUACGAAAAUUGCUUUAAAUGAUAAUGAGUCUAUUAAAUGGUUGUCUAAACUUACUAGAAACAUAUCUCGAUCUAUGUAUAAAACAUUUUCUGACAAAAAUUAUGAUUGUAAUUUAAGUAUUGAUUUUGCUGAAGUGAUUACUCACUUUAUUAGUUCAAUAGUAGAUACAGUUCGUGAAAUUCUGAAAUCCCUUCUAGCACGCUGCAGUCAAUAUUUGUGUAUUACUUUAAUUGUUAAAUUAAUUCGUUCACUUUGUAUGUUAUCAAAUAGUAUGGUUUAUAUAUAUAUGCUUCAAAAUCAAGCAAGCAUGGACCUUGAAGUAAUAGAACAUUGGAAAUUGAUCGGCCAACAUAUUGACCAGAUGAUUCGAACUGUUUGGUCUGUUGGAUCCAAAUUUUCUAGGAAGUCUUUACAAGGUUUCGAAGAUGCGACUGUAGACUGCCUUAACUUGUGGAUAAAUCUUUAUUCUGCAAACAUUAUUGAUAAACAGAAUAACCCAGAAUAUUGUCUAAUUCCAGCGAUUCAACAUAUCACACCUAGUGCAACUUUUCAACUAGCCGAAUUUCUCCAAAGCCUGAUUGUGAAAUCGUACAAUUUUUCCUGGUGUCGAACCAAUCAUUAUUCUAUUCUAACCUUUUGUCAAACUUUACUGGGAUUACUCUCAAAUACUAAGUUCAAUUUCAUAUCGCUAAGACCAAAAACUGAUACAACAUAUUCAUCUGUCAAUUUAAAUUUCACCGUUUAUAUAUAUUCAUUAAUAUCAAAACUCUUAACUAUCCUGUCUACAUAUACUGGUACUAUUAACGGAAAUCAAUUCUCUGCAUCAUUCUCAUCGAAUAAAAUUCCAUCCAUGCUAUAUCCUGAAUUAGAAUGUUUAACUGUAUGUUGUACUCAAAUAACCACAAUCUACAAUAAAAACGAAGCAAGUGGCUGCCAUCAGAUACACGAGCUGUUUCUUGAAAUUUUGGCUGAAAAUGAUGCAACUUAUUUUCAUCAACACAUUCGACCUAUUUUAUUACCAUUAGUACUUAAGCGUUGGUUGAAUAACUUCAAUGCUGAUGUAUUCAAUUUAGCGGAAUUCUUAUCAAUUUUCCCCUGGAAAUGUUGGGGAAUAAGUGAUUUCCAGGAGGCUCAAAAGGAACUUUGUCCAGUUCUCAGAAGAUUGGCUUUGACUGAUUUCUAUAAGCCUAUUGCUAAAUUAGAGGACAUAAAGAUGGCCGGUUCUCUUCUUACUGGUCACAUUCCUGAACUGGUGGGUGCCAUUCUUAUAUAUUCGGUCAUGCAAAAUAUGAAUGAUAACAGUAGACUUCCACAAUGGCAUAUAAUCACAGAAUUGUGUGGUGGGAUAGAGCUUACUCGUACAACUUUGCUAAAAACAACAAAUGUAUGUAAACUAAUUCAUUCUGUGUUGAAAUUACGAGUACUCUAUGAUAUGCCAAUAAAAUCUAUUGACUCAUCGCAAUCUCUUACAAAUCAUCAGUAUCUUGGAUCAUUUCUUAUAAAAUGUUUAGCUAAAUUAUACAUUAAUCUAAAUUAUGAUCAAUUUGAACCGACUGAUCGAGCUUCAGGUACAGAACAAUAUUAUUUAAAACAUGCAUAUGAUCUGAUGAGUUCUUGUCAUAUAAAUUCAGACUUAGUCAAUCGUCUUUAUCAAGUUGGUAUACAGUUUCUUUGUUCACAGUCUAAUAUUAAUGUAUCAUAUUGUUUAAUACCUUAUUGUUUGCGACUAACAUGUUGGUGUGCAGUCUCGAAUUUUACUAUAUCUUUACUAUUCAAUACUACAUUAUUUGAUUCUGAUGCUAAUAACAAUACUGAAUUGAGACAAGUGCAAGAGUUUUCAGUUUGGCUUUUUGUAAACGGACAUAUCAGUUUGCUAGUUAGUGAAUUAACUCGUAUUGAACAUCUUGAAGAACUUCUUGAUUCGUUUCAUUAUCUAUUUAUUAAAAUUCGUUCAUUCUCUUUGUUUCAAGAAAAUUCAAAGUUACUUAUCAGUCUACAUCAUUCAACUGUGUAUACACUUAAUAAUUUGGCUGAAAAUCUCUUACAGUCAAACAACCAAUGUCAGUCUGUCUAUCCUGAUGAAUUAAAACGAUCACUUUUAAAAAAGAUCUCAACCAUUUUAAGCUUACUUCUUGGAGAAAAUCAUCCUUCCAUUUUCAAUGAAGCAAUAUGUCAGUUAUGCGAUUUACCUCUUAUGAAAAUAUGUAACUACAACGAUUCAUCAUCAUCUGAUGCAUCUUGUAUUUCAGUUUUUGAAGAAUAUCAAAAAUCUCUUAGCUGCCUAUCAACACUUGAUGGGGUAAAUAUUCAACAGCUUUUACAAUUAAUUUCAAAUGAUAUUAAAUUAUUUCAGAUUGUGUACUCUCCUCAAUUAUUUUAUCCAAUUAAAAUGCUUGAAAAGAUAUCUUUUAAUGCGUCUCUUAUGUGUAAAGAGAAUAAAUCAACAAGUGGAUCUGAUGUGUUAAUUCGACAGAUAAAAUCUGUACUAAUGAAACAGUCUACAGAAAAUAAGCAGAGACAUGCUGGUUUAUUGGGCACAAAUAGUAAUAAUGUAGAUGAUGACAAUAUGACAGAAAUAGAUUUUUCAAAUAUAGCUAGUUUAAACAUUAUCUUGGAAAGCAUUCUCAAUCCUUCAACACCUGAUAAAUGGUUCCAGGAAUCGUUGAUUCCUUUGGAUUCUAAGAUCAAAGGAUCUGCUCUACAUUGUUUCAGCAUCUUAAAACAAAUAUCACAUUCAAUAAAUCUUUCAAAUUUCAAUCUUAUGGAUCCUGCAAGUAGAGAUCUUAACUAUGGAGUUUCUGAUAGUGAUGUCAUUUUGGAUCCUACAUUCUAUAUGAAACAACAAACUUUAUCAACUAUUAUUUGUGCGGUUUGUAUUCCGAAUUCAUUAACUACUUUGAAUGCAUCAGAAGUCUUAUACAGAUUGUUUAAUCAGUGUUCUUCUCUGGUCAUCUCGUUGCUAACACACCCCGGUGAAAAUCAGUUACCAACAUUUCUGCAUACUAUUCUGUCUCCUUACAUCCAAGGCGGAGAUAUUUCUAGUCAAUCGAUAGCAAAUCAAACUAAAAAUUCCCUGUUACUUAUUCAAAAGAUGGAUUCUAAAGAAAAGGCCCAAAUUCUGAAAAGUUUACCAACGUUAACCAAUAAACUUCGACUGUUUUUGGAAAAUAGUUUGACAAUGUGUUAUAACGCUACAACUUUCCGAUCAUGGUUGAUGGAUUUUGUCAUAUGGUUUCUAGAAUCAGGUUUAAUUCAAGACGAUUUUCUUUCGUGCAUUAAACCAUUUUUACAUUUUUCUUUUGCAUUAACUGAAAAACUUUGUUCAUGGCUGAUUGCUUAUUAUCUUAUCAGAAUCGGUUCAAACAAUACAACCGAUAAAAACUUUCAACUGUUCAAUUCUACUCUAUGCGAAGGUAUCACAACUUGUUUAUCACAAGAUUCUAAUAAUUCCUAUGCUGAACUUCAUCGAUUUCAGAAAAUUUUGCUCGAAACUCUUGUUGCUUUUAAUUAUUUCAUCCAGUGGUUCAAACGAUCAGGAGAAAAUAUAACUUUAAAUCCUUCAAUAUCUAUUGACUGGUUAUGUGCUGCCGAUCGGGCUACUACUCUUAAAAGACCUCAAGAAGCUCAUUUAUUUCUGGAAUUAGCCUGGCUAUCAGAUAAUUGUCCCAAUGAUUGGAUAACAAUUAAUGAAACAGUUCAUCGUACAUGGGUUAAUCUUUGUUGUUUAUCUGGAGAUUUAAUGGGUUUAAUUGCAUCUCAAACAAGUUUUCUAACCUUGAAUAAUCCUGAAAAAUCUAUACAUUUUGAUGUGCAUCCUCUUUUAGAUAAGACAAAAUUAGCAGUACAUGAAUUAUUGGGUAAUUGGUCUUAUUUACUCAGUUGUUAUGAUAAGUAUGAUUUAAGUCAACAACUGGAUUCUUCAUCAAUUAGUGUACAUUCGAAAUUAGCUGUAUGCUUACAACGUUUAGGUGCUAAUCGAUUAUUUGAAAAAUUCAGUUAUCAUGAGUCGAUAGAUUCAACAGUCAACAAACAGUCAGAUAUAACAUUAAAAGAAUUGCGAGCAGCUGCUGCAUGGCGCCUAAGCCGUUGGGAUGAUCAGUUGAAUGAUUUACCUAAUUUAGAUCAGUCAUAUUCCAAUUCGAUUUGUCCACCUACAAAUUGGAAAAAUUGUGGUAUGGAAACUUCUUUUUAUUGGCUUUUACGAGCUGCUUCACAAUCGAAUUGGUCUAGAGUAUCAGAAAUAGCUACUGCUCAAAGUGAAAUUUUUAUUCAAGAAUUAUACUCUGAUGCAGUGCAAUUUAUCUCUUCGGAUCAACUUAUUUUACAUGGACAAAAAAUUAAUUUUAUGAAUAGUUUAAAAGAAUUAAGUGAUCAUUUAACACAUCCAUUGAAUCAUGAAUGCUGGUUAAAAUCAACAGUAAAUUUAUUAUGUUAUUCAUUGAAUUCUAUCAAUUUCUCAUCGAUACAUCAUACACACUAUGAUGAUAAUCAAUCAAUAUUACAUUCUAUUGAACCAUUUCUUACAUUAUCCACUAGUUUUAUUCAUAUAUUAUUAUCAAAAAAUAUUUUUACUAAUCAUCAAAUUACAAAUCAAUUGAAAAGUUUGUUAAUUCAUACCUAUUUUUAUUACGCUGAAAUUGCAACAUUGAAUUCAUCGAAUUUUCAACUUGUACAAAAUUGGUUAGAUGAUGCUGUUCAUUGUCAAAAUUUACUUAUCACUACUAAUUCAUCAAAUGAAUCUUCUUUCACCGGUAGUUUAGAUUAUGCAUGGCAAAAUUUAAAAUUUGUAAAAUUAAAAUCAUACAUAGAAAGAGAACAAAAUAAUUUAGACUUAUCUAUUAGUCGACUACAAUCUGGUUUAAAUAUUGGUCGUGAAGUGAUAGAACGGGCAGACAAGUCAUCUGAAUACUUAGAUGGUUAUGUAAACUGUUAUAUUCAUGGUAUGACUGUUUUAUGUAAUUGGUUAUAUGAAUCUCGAACGAAAAGUGCCGCUGAUCUCUUACUCAACUAUAUUAACCCUGCUAUUAGUUUGGCUCAACGUUUAAAAUUGGAUGCUGAUGCGAAUGCUUUUAUGAGUUUGGCUAGAUUUUCCGAUGCUCAGUUUACUACUUUAAAUUCAUAUUUAACAUCAUCUGAAUUCGCAACUAGACAAAACUUUCUUACACAAGCUCAAAAGGAUGUUGUUGUCUUAUCAGACUUAGGUGAAAAAAGUCGUUUAUUACGAUUACUUCAACGUCAAUCAGCGUUGGAAACUGAUGAACUAAGUGCAUUAACAACCGAUGCAAAUCAUUUUUUAGAAACUGCAAUCGAUGCAUAUGCUCAGUGUUUAGCUCUAUCAGACGAUCAUAAUUUAACGAUUUUUCGCUUCGUUUCUUUGUGGUUGUCUUCGAUCGAUUCGAAGUUUCAAAACAGAGCUUCAAAAAUUAACAAGAUAAUGUCUGAACGACUGCCAAAUAUUCGCGCUGAUAAAUUCCUUCCUCUUGUUCCACAAUUAGCUGUACGAUUAUCAAGCAAAUGUGACACUGAUUCAUCUUUUCAAAAUAUUUUAAUGAAAUUAAUAGAACGAAUAGUUGAUUGGCAUCCUCAUCAUUCCGCGUUUACUCUACUAUUUCUUGUCAAUGCUAAGUUAGAUGAUGAUGAUGAUAAUAACAGUGAUCGUCUUCCUCAUCGUCAGUCAGUUCAAAGUUCCGGUCGCCAACGUUCAAUUCGUGUGAAUUCACUCAAAGCAUCAAGUGAAGCAAAUCCUAAUAAGUCAUGCACAGAGCUAAGUUGCCGUAUACAAGCUGCUCAACAACUAUAUCACCGAUUAUCUAUUGGUCGACAUAAAGAACUAUUAUAUCAACUGCAGUAUUUAGCCGAAGCUUAUGUUAAUUUUGCGAAUACAGAUGUUGAUAAAUAUAAAACUAAUACAGGUAAUAUCCCUCUUCCGAAAGAAUGUAAAUUGUAUGGCUUGAUAUCACCAAGUUUACAACGUACUUCAUGUCAUACAAUGGAUUGCCUACUAGAACUUGUUGCCCUGCCAACAUGCACUUUUCCUAUUGAUCGUUCAGGGAAAUAUCCGAAUUCUAGUUUAAUUCGUGUGGCAGGAUUCUCUCCAGACUUUCGUCUCGUUGGUGGAAUUAAUUUACCAAAGGUUAUCAGUUGUUUAGGUACUGAUGGAAAAUUAUAUCGACAGUUGGUAAAAGGUAAAGAUGAUCCAAGGCAAGACGCAGUUAUGCAACAGGUUUUCACUGCUGCUAACUGCCUUUUAGCGAAAUAUCGAAAAUUUAAUAAAACUGAUUUACCACACUCUUCAACCUCUCAAGUUAAUUUACUUAAAUAUCGUGCUAACUGGUUGGACAUGGAUAAUGGACUUCGCAUACGCACAUAUAAGGUUAUACCAAUGGCUCAGCGUAGUGGUGUUAUAGAAUGGUGUGAAGGUACUGUACCACUGGGCGAUUGGUUAGCCAAUGAGCGUACUGGUGCUCACCAGCGUUAUAGACCUCGUGAUAUGCCUCCAGUUCAGGCUAAACAACGUUUAGCAGUUGCCAAAGAUAAAACUCCUGAUCGUAAAUUAGUAGUAUUCAGUGAAAUAUGUGAAAAAUUAAAACCAGUGCUUGCUUACUUCUUUUUGGAACAAUUUCCUAAUCCGGAAAAUUGGUUCAUCGCACGAAUGGCCUAUAUUAGAUCUAUUGCUGUGAAUAGUAUCGUUGGCUAUCUUGUCGGAUUAGGCGAUAGACAUCCACAAAACAUAUUAUUACAUAAAUCCACCGGUGAACUUGUUCAUAUUGAUCUUGGUGUAGCUUUUGAUCAAGGUCGACUUUUACCAACUCCAGAAAUGGUUCCUUUCCGAUUAACUCGUGAUCUUGUUCACGCCUUAGGUCCAUUAGGUUUACAGACAAGAUUCAUUCCAGCUGCUGAAGCAGUAUUACGAGAGCUUCGAAAUGGAUCUGAUGUUAUUAUAACUUUAUUGCAGGUUCUUCUUUAUGAUCCAUUGUAUUCUUGGUCAUUAUCUCCAGCUCAGCUGUGUGCUUUAGAGGCUAAACGAGCUGAAACUAAUACAAUGUUAGACAAAUCGAAAUUAUCUAGUGGUCACUUUUUAGAUGAUCAAUAUAGAAAUACUGAUAAAUCUAUGAAUAAAGAAAAUCUCCGAGUAAAUGCACCACAACUAAAUGAAAAUAGUUUUAUCUUUCCUAGCAAUCAACAGUUACAUGAUACUGGUAUGAUUAGUAAAAAAGAACCAGUCAAUCAACUUGCUGAACGUGUUCUACUUGGCGUAAAAAGUAAACUUCAAGGUCUUGUCACUGGUAAUUUAGUUGUCAAUUCAAAUGAAACUUCAAAUAACUGCAGUGGUGGACUUGAUCAACUUGAUGUUUCUGGACAUGUUGGUUUGCUUGUCCGCGCAGCUACAGAUUAUUCAAAUUUGUCACGAAUGUAUUUUGGUUGGCAAGCUUACUUAUGA
Messenger RNA from Schistosoma turkestanicum, 9984 nucleotides. The record is from the annotation of a GenBank genome assembly. NCBI's taxonomy places the organism in Eukaryota, Metazoa, Platyhelminthes, Trematoda, Strigeidida, Schistosomatidae.